AUGGCAGAUGCAAAUCUAAAGCCUUUUAGCAUCAACAACAUUAAGUCAUUUGUUCCAUUGAUUCUUGACCUGAAUCAGUUGACCUAUGACUGUUGGAGAGUCCUUUUCGAGACCCACUACAGAGCUUAUGGAGUUUAUGGUCAUCUUGAUGGUUCCUCCCGUCCGAAGGAUGACAAAGUCGAGCCAUGGCACAAUCUUGAUAACCUCGUUUCCAUGUGGAUCUAUGGUACACUCACUCAACCCGUUCUCACCAUGGUGCUCAAAAGUGGCUACAAGGCUCGAGACGUCUGGAAAGCACUUGAAGACCUAUUCUGA
Molecule: messenger RNA, 315 nt
Organism: Lactuca virosa
Lineage: Eukaryota; Viridiplantae; Streptophyta; Magnoliopsida; Asterales; Asteraceae
Source: the annotation of a GenBank genome assembly